Messenger RNA from Esox lucius (northern pike), 6299 nucleotides. RefSeq names its product vitamin K epoxide reductase complex, subunit 1-like 1 (gene vkorc1l1). The transcript is spliced from 3 exons. Bases 179 to 706 code for a protein of 175 amino acids. Gene Ontology annotation, molecular function: vitamin-K-epoxide reductase (warfarin-sensitive) activity. Lineage: Eukaryota; Metazoa; Chordata; Actinopteri; Esociformes; Esocidae. Gene Ontology annotation, biological process: peptidyl-glutamic acid carboxylation; vitamin K metabolic process. The record is from RefSeq and is a predicted model, not a curated record.
AAGACAAUGGGUGGCGCGCACAGACUGUAAAAAAAAAAACAGAAGGCCAGAUGAGUGACACUGACACGCCCCUGCUAGAGCGGUGGUACGCUCUGACGCUUUUCCACGUCGCAGUUCUCGUUGUCCCCAAUGGUAAGCGGUUGCGUGUACGACUCGAGUCGAGCUAGGCCGGAGAAAGAUGGCGGCGCCCGUCCUGAGAGUGUCCACCCCUCGAUGGGAAAGAAUAGCUAGGCUCCUUGUUUGCGUAUUGGGCAUAUUAUUGUCCGUGUACGCCUUUCACGUGGAAACGGAAAAGUCUAGAGACUCGAAUUAUCGGGCCUUGUGCGACAUCAGCAAUUCUAUCAGUUGUUCGAAAGUCUUCACCUCCAGAUGGGGUCGAGGAUUUGGACUGUUGGGCUCGAUCUUCGGAAACGACAGUGCGAUGAACCAGCCAAACAGUGUCUACGGAAUUUUAUUUUAUGUCUUUCAGCUGUUACUAGGUAUCACGGUGAGUGCCAUGGCGGCCCUGAUCCUGAUGACGACCUCCAUCUUGUCGGUGAUGGGCUCUCUGUACCUGGGCUACAUCCUCUACUUUGUCCUCAAGGACUUCUGCAUCCUCUGCGUCACCACAUAUGCACUGAACUUCAUCCUCCUGAUGCUCAACUACAAACGGCUGGUUUACUUGAAUGAGGCCUGGAAACAGCAGCUGACUGCCAAGCAGGACUGAGAAGGGGCGGGGGGGGGGGGCUCAAAGUACCGUAGGCAAGUGAAAAAUAUAAGAAAAAAUGAAAUGUGACCUCUCGAACCGAACUUGCCAUCAGGAGACCUUGCUUCCAAAACAAUGUUUAUUCUGCUGUGUGUUAUAAAAAAAGAAACAAGAAAUAGAUGACUGUAAAAAAGAGGAAAAAAAAAGUUGGGGCCAGACAUCUCUCAAGUCCAUACAUCAUGGAAGGAUUUGGAAAAAAAACUAAAUGAUUCCUUCUAUUUCAUUUUAUUAUUGUUUCGUUUUUAUUUAUGCUCCCCUCACGUAAGAGAUGAAUGUGGUUUUGGAGGUAAAAAAAAAUAACCCAUUCAGUUCUGACAGCAAAGCAAAAGCAGAAUGCCAGUCCUGACUGUGGAAGGAGAGAAGCCAGGACACUCCUCUCUUGAACAAAAAUGGACCGGAAAUGUGGAAGGAAACGGGGACUUUUUAAAGGUGCAUACUUGAAAUAGAUAGGAAGGGCCCGUUCUGGCGGCACGCCCGACCACUUCCAGAGGUUAGCUGUAUCGUUACGACAACCUGCGCCGAGAAAUGGGUCAGGUAACCAACGCAUGGUCUUGUGAUCAUGGGGUUUACAACUGUACAGUUCCCAGCCGCAAGGAUUCCGUGUGACGAGAGAAACGGAUCAACAAACACCAUACCGAAUAGGGUUUUUUAUGUUUACACUUUACAGCAAGUUUUGUCUUUGAAAAGGACCACUAAUAUGGAAUAUGGGGGAAUGUGAGAAAUUGUUUGUGAAUCAGUCACUUCUUGGUUCUUUUUUUUUUUUGUUGCAAUUCUGUAAAUAGCUGCUGAGCAAUAUUACAGACUAGAUUGUGAUUUAGUGUUGAAAUAGAUAAAGGAAAAAAGACAUCAAAACAAAAAAAGAAAUUCACUAAAUGACAAACAAAAGAAGUUACUGAAGUCGUCAUCUGGGUGAAUUAAUUCUGUCCGAAGUUGUUUUGCAGCCAGUGUGUGACAUCUUAAUUUCCUGCAGUCCCAAAUGAGGCAUGCUUCUCUGUUGUGUGGAUUCAAUGGAAGUGCUCACUGGUCAGUUUUGUUCAUCUCUUUUGCAGAAGUCUCAUUGAAGGUCCCAAGGCCCUCACCGAAAUGUCUUUAGAGCAGGGUUGUGUUUAUUAGGCAACAAGGUUUUUAAAAAACAUUUUGCACUAGAAAAUAAGCAUUUCUUAUUGGGAAAAGUCCAGGUAGCGCCUCCCCCUCCCCUUUUCAGUUUUCCUCCAUUUGGUGCCUAAUGAACAUGACCCUAGUUAAUUUCUUCUCUCCCAAGACUUUCUUAGUCUCCAUGAUGGCACCUUCAGUGUUUUGUCUUUGUCACGUGUGAAAAAACAAACAACAUUCCUUAGAUGCUACAGUGGGAAUGGGAUCUAUGAAAAUGUGCCUAAGAGGAGGGAAUUUAUUUUGGAAUGUGGGGGAUACAUUUAAUCUGUCACUAUAUUGUCUAAUUUUUACAAACCUUUUCCAUUGUUGACAUUACCUAAAUUGUGUUCUUAAAAAUGCCAUCUUAGCUUCUCUCUCAGCCCUCUGUCCUUUAUGGUCUAAUGAUUAGGCAUUCAGUUAGAGCAAACAUAAAGGAAAGCAAAAACAUUUACUGAAGUAAUUUUUCCAGGUUAUGGAGGUUGGUUUUUAAUACAGUUCACAGACCCUCUGUGCGGUGCAACCCCGCUGUCGGCCCCCGCUGGCUGUCUGUUCUCACGUCGGUUCGAUCGCUUCACAACCGGCGCUGUGGGAGGUGGAGUAGCCGAUAGAUCGAUCUCAAAGCCGUUUAAACCAAAUGGAUGUUGACUGAUUUGUAGCGUUACUAUCCGGACGCGUGACCCCGGAGCACGCCGGCUAACUGUUCCUACACGCCGUCUCAGACGGACACUCAACAUGGCCGCGUGUUACGGCUGAUCAUUUGGUUCACGAUGGUUUUUUGGUCCUUUGUAUUAGACGGUUGUGGUCUGCUGUGUCUCUGUCCCUGAUCCUGAAAUGCUGUAUACGCUGGGAGGGUUCAAGACAGAAAAGCGUCUGUACCUCGGUAAACACAGCGGUUUAAAUUUGGGCAGUAUCGUAUGCAAAUGACGUGCUUUCACAUUAGUGGGAACUUCCCCGGCUGAGCUUGUUCCCCUCCGCGGUGUUACCUGUUAUCAUGACAUUUCCGACAUCAGAGAUUGUCUUGUAUGUGGAAUUAAACCAUGUCAGGUUAUGUUUUUGAUGGCAGGUUGUAACUUCUCUGAUCAUGGCAAACAUAAUGGUUUACAUUGUAACAUGGUGUCUAACACGUUGUAACGACAGCAACGGUCGUAGGUUAUUGUCCGUUGCAAUUUUGGUAAAGUGACUUUAAAUGAAGUGUCAUUGGGACAAGACACCGUUUGUGGAUGAUGACUAGGGAAUGAGCCUGUGUGCUUUCGCCUGAAGGCUGACUCCCACGAGUUAAGUAACGUAAGCAUGUUGUACGGCAUCGACUUGCCGAGGGAUUACUCACUGUGACCACGCUGGCAGCCGCAGACGAGAUGGAGUAAGUCUGGGUUUAGCCUUACAGACAGGGAUAAGCGGUCGCUUAGGACCCCCAACUGCUAGGGAGCCUCUGACUGAUGUGGGUGAGGGGGCCCCCAAGUGAAAUUUUGCUUGGGGCCCUCAGAAGUCCUGAGCCGGCACUGCUUAUCGAGUAGGGUUAAAGUGAAUUUGAUAGUAAUUGAUACACAGUAUUAUCUGCUGUCAAAGUAAAAAUACACUUUUAUUACAAGAAAUUAGCUAAUAUUACUGUUCACCUGCUUUUAGGGAAGACCAAUACGCUUAACAACUGACAUGAACGAACUAUGUAAAAGAAUUGGGAUUUGCAUGCGUUUUUAAACGACUAUCCCCAAUACAUCUGUGAGGUCCCUCAGUGUUGAAUUUCGAGCACAGGAUUCAACUACAAAGACCAGGGAGCCCAUUUGACGAUCUCAUAAAGAAGGCCAGUGAUUGGCCGUUGGGUAAGCUGCCAUCUUGUUUGGGAGGCCUGCUGUUGGCUAUUUUAAAAUCAGAAACGGUUUAAUUGCUGUGAUAAUAAAGCUGUCGAGUAUGGAAGUAUGGAACCGUGUUGUGACUCCAACGAUAAUUACCCUAACUGUUAAAAUCUAUUAUUCUUACUGAGUAAUACUGCAAAAAUGCAUGUCAAAGGAAUGCACUCGGUCUAAAUGGGAAAAAUCCAACGCUACACUACCUCCUUAUCUUAAGAAAUCAUGGUGGUUGCAUCAUGGAGUUAUGCCUGACAAUGGAAAAGGCUGGGGGAAUAUUUCUCUCUCUUUUUUUUUUAAGAUAAGCAUGAAAAAAAAUCCUUGAAAGAACACUGCUUUAAACCUGACACUGGAAGCAGAAUUGACCCUCCAGCAGGACAGUUACCAUCUCUGCUAAGUUCGUGUUGGCUCAUGUCUGUUUCAAGCUUGUUUGCAAUAAUUAAAUUGUCAUGUAGCCAUGGUUACCAUCCUGGACAGUCUGAAGGGUUUUGAUUAGAACAAUAGGUUAUUGCACAAAGCUUUUAGGAACUACAAUUUGCAGAUGUAGUUGCAACCAAAGGUGUGUUGAGUCCGAGGCAUGCUCAUGUACAUUUAUCUCGAUUUCACGGUCGAGGGUUUUGUGGAAAUAGUUGAUUAAAAUAAAUACUUCAUGAAGCAACAAAAUGUGAACAUGUCCAGGGGGGUAUAAUUGAAUACACUGUAGGUCCUAACAUUAGACAAACCUUUGACAGGGAGACACUUUGAGACUGUCUGUCAUCGACGAUACCUGAAAUGAAGACUGUACACAACAUGAAAAGCUAAACAGAAGCUCAACACUUCAGAGGCACUCUUCAGGUGCACCAGCUCAUCACAUCUUACAGUUUUUGACAUAUUUCCACUAAGGUGUGAAAUCAAGGAAAAUCGAUAUGCCGUUCUGUGUAGAUACACAGCGUUGGUGAUUACUAGGAAUCCAGAGGGGUGGGCAGAGUCUAUUUCGCUUAUUCUGUCCCACAAAGUCCCUAAAAGGUUUUGGAGAAUUCUCGACCUGUUGAACAGAGACAACAUUUAAACGAUCAAAGGAACACAAACAUAGUGAAACAUCUUAUCAACCGGUUAAUCUAAUCCCACUGUCCUGUGUCCAUAGUAUUAGAGGAAUUCUAAAAGGUCUGAAGACUUAGAACCGUGAUGGCCUUUUUUUUUUUGCUUCAUCAAAGAAUGCCGUUGAUAGUGCCUUCUGUUGGAUCUCAGUUACAGGAAAAUAAAUGCUUGUGAAGAGAAGAAUGAUGACAGUGAUGGGAACUUCUGCUUACCUUCCUAAACAUGUUUUUCUGAUCAAAGACGGCGACAUCCACAGUACAGUUCUCUGUUGUUAGUCUGGUUGCCAGUGUGUUUGGGAUCUCUCGCUAACUAGGUGUGGAAUGGUCAGGGUUUGUUUUGUUUGGCAGUGUGAACGGCAUGAGCAUCUGAGAACAGGCUACUCCCUCUCCCCUGUUGGGUAGAAUGACUCACAAAAAAAGCCCUGUCUUGUAUUUAAACGGUUAUUUCAUUUUUAAUAAAUUGUAUUUUCUUCAACUUUUUUUUCUUAGCUUUAUUUUGAGUACAUUUUUAAAUUUACAGUUAUUUUAUUAAUUUAUCUGUUAGCAUUAGAAUACUUGUGCUAUAAAACACUUUCUGUCAGAAUUUUAAAUGUAUUUCUUCCUGACUGACCUAGUGAAAUAAUGUUUUUUUCCCCUUAUGUCAUAUUAAUAGACUCUCCAUUGGUAAUAUUGCCCAUUAGCGAUAUAGACUCAGCGUUAUGGGUUAUUUCACCUGUUUUUGUUUAUUUUAUUCUGGAAGGCUGUACACUCUAAAAAGAAAAGGUUGGAGGAUCCUUGGAGGGGUUCUUUAAGCUGAAAUUGGAGGAAAAACACUCAUUUUUGAUUAAUCCAGGCAAAGAGCUUUUCAAAGAAUCCAUUUUGAAUGGUUCCUUGACUAACCUUUUGGAAUGUAAUUUUGAUGGCGUAGGUUCUUCAAAAUCUUAAUUGUGGCUCCUUCUGGAGGUCUUUGAAAUUACCAUUUUAAUGUAUUACUUUAGCUGACAGGGGUUCCCCAGUUACAAUGAAGAAUCCCUGAUGCAGGGCUAUUCAACUCCAAUCAUGAAGGGCAGAAACAAUUUAUUUUUGCUUUUACUUGGUAGUUAAACUCACCUGGUGUCUCAGGUCUGGAUCAGUACCCAAUUAGAUUAGGAUAAAUCAGACAUGCUUAGGCUCUCCAGGAAUGGAGAUGAAUAGCCCUGCCCUAAAAAGAUCCUCCUGGAACAUUUUCUUAUAGGUUAUGGGAAUCCAUGUGGUAGCUUUCUUAUUCAUUCGUAAUCUAUUUUUUCUUUGUGGGAGUAAAGAAUAGGGUUGCUUCUGUAUUUGCCAAAUAUUAAGUUGAAAAUCUGUAUUUUCUUACAUGGAAAAAGUGUUACAUGAAUGGUAGAUUGAAUGCGUACAGAGAAAAGAUCGAAUGAAAUCCACUAUUUGCUUACCUUGUGAGAAGCUGUUGCGAAAGUUAGCACUACAGUGGACAUUUUAAACUGUUGUUGUGUGGAAAUGGUGAACCAUUAAAACAUUCCCUCUGAA